AUGGAAUCCUCCCGGACAACGCGCGAUGGCAGAACCCAUUGCGCUGGCAGCGCUGUCGUCAAGGAUAAACUCACCCACUUAAACAGAUGCCCCCGCGCGUACCACUACUUCAACAGCGCGUAUCCGGACCACAGUCUCAGAGUCGAGUACUCCGACGACCCUCGCUAUCCCGCAGGCGAGUACCCCGAGGGUGCAUAUCCGACCGACGCAUACCGUGUAGCAGGGGACGAGGACUCAGAGUCAGAGCAUUACGAUGGCCGCGAGGACGAGACCGACUAUGAUGAUUAUGGGGGCAGUGGAGAAGCCGAAGAUGACGACGACUGGGACGUAAGCCGGCGCGCGAGUUUGCUUUGCGACGGUGAUGAAGAGAGCGUAGACCAUGGCCGGUUCUGGGAAGUGGAUGAGGCCGAGUCUGUGGGUCGAGAGCCCUUGGAGUCGAGCGAGGGAGAGUCGACCAAGGCUUGGGACGAUUCCAAGGAUACAGAGAGGGUUGCAGCUGCGUUCAUGGGAACGACGACGGUCCCCGAAUGUAGAGGCCAAGGGGAGAAUGGAGAGAUCUGUCAUCAUCCUUGCCGCGUCAGCGCUCCCCGUGCUCAGCCCAAUUUCACAUGGCGUACACUUUUCGCAUUAGGCGCUUGUGUCGGGGUGGCAUUAUAUGCUUGGAACUCGGCAUUGGAUCGAACUAGCAAUCCAAGUCUCUAG
Fonsecaea nubica is the source of this 702-nucleotide messenger RNA. RefSeq lists its product as hypothetical. The record is from RefSeq and is a predicted model, not a curated record. The coding region runs from base 1 to 702 and encodes 233 amino acids. The transcript has a single exon. Lineage: Eukaryota; Fungi; Ascomycota; Eurotiomycetes; Chaetothyriales; Herpotrichiellaceae.